AUGCCCGCUCCCAAAGAAGCCGACGAGGCCAUUACAACGGCGUCUGAGCAUGGCGUGGGGAGCUCCAAGUCUGUUGGCUGGCUCCAUCGUCUCGGUGGUCGGAAUCAGAACCUCAACGAGGUCGGCAAGGAUUAUUUCCAGCAGUCGUUGCAGUAUGAUCCGGCGCAGCUGGAGAGAGACGCGGUCAAGGUUUGCAGGAAGUUGGACAUUUAUGUUUUGCCGAUGAUGAUGAUGACAUACAUGUUGAGCUUCCUCGAUAAGCAGACGCUGAACUAUUCCAACGCAUACGGCCUACAGGAAGACACGAAUAUGACCGGGGAUGAUUAUUCCUGGGUCUCAUCCGCCCUCUAUAUUGGCUGGCUUGUUGGGGCAUACCCGUGGCAGCUCCUGCUGCAACGCUUCCCUGUUGGAAGAUUGAUUGGAAUCAUGCUCUUUGUCUGGGGGGCUGUUUGUAUGCUACAGGCCGCCGUCUUUAACUUUGCCGGCUUCUUCGCCAUCCGCUUCUUCCUCGGUCUCCUCGAAGCCGUCGUCUCACCCGCAUUCAUCAUCUUAACGUCCAUGCUCUGGACGCGCGAAGAGCAAAGCCUUCGCAGCUCAUACUGGCUAUCUAUGAACGGCAUAGCGGCAAUCCUAGGAGCCCUGCUAGCAUACGGCGCAGGACACGCAGAAGGCCUGGCUGUUCCGCAGUGGAAGCUCAUCUACCUGGUAUGGUCCCCACCUCGAACACACAUGACUUCACUGCACGAGAACCAUCUUUCUGAUGACAAUGCCUGCACCCAGAUUGUCGGCUCCAUGACCAUAGCCUGGGGCUUCGUGAUAUAUGCCUACCUCCCCGACGGCCCACACAACGCCAAAAUGCUAACAGAGUACGAGCGUGUCGUCGCCGUCUGGCGGAUAUCCCACAAUCAGACGGGCCUCAAACAGCCGCAAAUCGUCCCAUCCCAGAUCAAAGAAGCCAUCUUAGACCCGCGCCAGUGGCUCCUCUACCUCAUGGCUAUCUGCUAUGGCAUCUUGAAUGGCGGCGUUGCCAACUUUCUCGCCGCAAUCAUCAAGGGAUUCGGGUACUCUCCUCUCCGCACGAGUCUCCUGCAGACGCCCGUGGGUGGGAUCCAGGUCGUCAUGGUUAUCGCGUUUGGGUACCUGAGCAAGGUACCGAAUAUGCUGGGAGCGACGAUUGUGCUCGCCUGUGUGCCGGGCCUGGCGGGACUGAUUGGCCUGAUCACGAUUCCACAUGAUGAUGCGCAUCGGUUCGCCCUUGUGGGAAUGUGCUGGCUACAGGGAAUUUUGGGCGCCCCGGUUGUGCUUAAUUGGACGCUGCCUGGACUGAAUACAGCAGGGCAUACGAAGAGGAGUACCGUGCUUGGGCUGUACUUUGUGAUCUACUGCGCCGGCAACAUAGCAGGCCCACACCUCUUCCUCGCCUCCGAAGUCCCGCGGUACCCGACAGCCAUCAAAGGAUUGGCUGGGUCUUACGGGGCUGCCAUGGGUCUGCAGAUUAUCUACACAGCGUACUGCUACUUUGAGAACCGACAGAAAGAGCGCGAGGGGCUGUUAGAUGGUGCCGACUCGGCUGAGGCAGCGAUGGAGAGCUUCGAGGAUUUGACGGAUAAGCAGAACAAGCAUUUUCGGUAUCGAGUUUAG
This is a messenger RNA of Aspergillus calidoustus, 1641 nucleotides long. NCBI's taxonomy places the organism in Eukaryota, Fungi, Ascomycota, Eurotiomycetes, Eurotiales, Aspergillaceae. The record is from the annotation of a GenBank genome assembly.